AUGCGGGGAGAAGGCGAGCCGCUCAACUUCAGAGCCGGACAACCGCAGCCUGGACCAAGGAAAGAUCCGGGGCAGCCCCAAGGGGAGCCGAGCAGAAAGACCCCCGCCGGCCAGGUCGCCCCAGCCAGGCUGGUGGGAGGGAGGGGGGUCUUCCCUCUGGGGGGUGGGAAGGAGGCUGGUCCAGCAGCUGCUCCCUCCGGAGCCCGGAGUGGGAAGAGGGGGAAUUGCCCGGUCGGGAGUGCGGGAAGCCCCCGCCGGGUUCGCUGCACCGCAGAGCCCCCGACUCCACCCCACCCAGUCUCGGAUCUCGGCUGUCCAGUCCACCGGGCAGGCCCCGCAGCGGGGAAGGGCGAGCGGCCGAGGGUCCCCAGCGCCCCUUGCCCGGGGCUGGCGCGGGAAUGGCGGGCGGCUGCUCUUCUUACCGGGCGCGGGCGGGCGGUCCCGGAGAGCGGCCGGCGGUCCUUCCCUUCCUCCUCCCGGCUGGCGGCAGGAAGUGAUUCCCGCGGCCGGGAGGGGACGGCCGAGCCUUGGGGGUGGGAGGCACUGACCCGUGUCGGGAAAAGACCCUCCGACGAAGAGAAGCGACUCUCCAGCCGUGGGAAAGCGCCCGCCGGGUCCGCUUCCAAGGCAUCGCCAGGUGCGGCCCCGAACUCGGCCACCGUGUGCGACGGAUUUCCCCGCAGCAUCUCUAGGGAGCCCCCAGCCCCCAGCCGCAUGCACCGAAUGCCCCCCUCCCCGGUGCUCAAGAGAGUCCCUGGGGAGCGGGACCCUUAUUCCCAGGGGGCCAAACUGUGA
This is a messenger RNA of Ahaetulla prasina, 795 nucleotides long. Its product is annotated as basic salivary proline-rich protein 3-like. The transcript is spliced from 2 exons. The coding region runs from base 1 to 795 and encodes 264 amino acids. NCBI's taxonomy places the organism in Eukaryota, Metazoa, Chordata, Lepidosauria, Squamata, Colubridae. The record is from RefSeq and is a predicted model, not a curated record.